This is a messenger RNA of Oncorhynchus tshawytscha (Chinook salmon), 1561 nucleotides long. RefSeq names its product intracellular hyaluronan-binding protein 4. The transcript has 8 exons. Lineage: Eukaryota; Metazoa; Chordata; Actinopteri; Salmoniformes; Salmonidae. Gene Ontology annotation, biological process: positive regulation of RNA splicing; positive regulation of translational initiation. The record is from RefSeq and is a predicted model, not a curated record. Gene Ontology annotation, molecular function: RNA binding. Gene Ontology annotation, cellular component: nucleus; cytoplasm. The coding region runs from base 175 to 1281 and encodes 368 amino acids.
CCCCACGUGAAACCAUUUAAACUCACGACCAAACUAUGAGCCUACUAGGUGUUUAGCAAGUUCAUGUAAAAUGCUCGUUAUACUUUAACAACGUGUGGGUUGACUUCAGCAGUUUAACUAUAUUCGCUACUUUAUGAGUACUGUGUAGUAGCUAAAUUAGCAAGCUACAUUUCCAUGGCUUUGAAGUUGAUUGACGUUUCCGAAAAUGCAGCAAUGCUCCCCGACGACUACGGUUGUAUGGUGGCGAAUCGUUUCUGUCAGCUUGUGGAUGACGAUGCCGACCCGUUCGACUUUAUAAAACAUGCCGAGGUACAGAAGGAGAAGAAAAAGAAAGCAAACCAAAUGACAGCGAAGCCUAAAAAACCUGGACAGAGGGAGUCCCAGAAAGAUAGGCGGGUCCCCGUUUUAGCCGACAGAGAAGACAACCUGCCAGGAAAUAAAACAGGUGGUAAGUGGUCUGCCCGAGGGGGAGGGGUCCAGAAUGAGACCAGAGGGAUGGUGGAGGCUGAGAGUGGCGCAAGGCGAGGUGUUCUUGGGGAAUGCAGGACCAACCAAGAGGAACACCCACCGGAGUACUCCAUCCAGAAGCCAGCACAUUAUGCUUAUGGCCAAGUUCAAGGAGGUGGCUACAGAAACAUGGAUACUACCGGUAGCUUCAGCCUGAGGGGCAAGCGAGAGUAUGAACGCCACAGUGGAACAGUCGUCUCCCUUGAGGAGAAGAGAGGAGGACGUGGGUCCUGGAACAGGGGCUGUGUUCAAGACCCUAUUUCCAUGGGUGAUGUAGGGGUGAAUGUGAAGCCUGAUGCAGGAGGCAUCCUAUCUGAGGCCGGCCAACAGCCAGCAGAGAUGGCGGGAGAGAAUCCCCUAUCAGAGGUGGAGGUGGAGGGGGAUGUGGUGGUCCAAGUUGCCAUGGAGAUGUCUCUGGACGAGUGGAAGGCCCUGCAGGAGCAGCGUCGCCCCAAGGCAGAGUUUAACCUCCGUAAACUGGACUGCAAGGUGCCCUCCAAGGCCAGAGUAAUACACAAGUCCAAACGCAUUGAGAACUUGAAGGCGGUGUCUGUGGAAGAACAGGAAGAGGACUGUCACGUCUCCAGUCUGCGCAGGUCUGCCAAUGACAUCACUUCCCACGUGGAGUUCAACUUUGGCAGCCUGCUGCGCCCCAGCCGAGGGGGGAAGGGACAAGGCAGGGGGGAGAGAGGGGGGGUGACUGAAAGGGCUUACUUCCUAGCCCCAAACCCAGAAGACCCUGAUGACUUCCCUGCAUUGACUGUGGGGAGAUAGGUGACUCACUAUAUAAUCUGAUAAAAUUUUGGGAAUUUACAGUGUGCCUUUUUAUAUAUAGGGAAUCCCUUGUAAUACAAUUAGUAAUUGUAAUUGUAUUACAAGGGAUUCCCUGUUUACAUUUGCCUCCUGGUGAAAUGGGUUGCUCUCUAAUAAGCACUGUUUGGUUUGUUGCUAUGACAACACACUGGUCUUGUGUACAUUUGUUAUUUCUCCUGGCUUGGGUUCUGACUGAAGCAAUGUUCAAUAAGACCUGUGAUAAAUGCACUGAUGGCUUGUG